CAGUAGGAGUUGGGUAGACAGGAGUGGUUCCUGACAGUACCAAAAAUGUCAUUAAAAAUAAAAAAGGCAGUUGAUUGAAGAGAGUUGUCCUCAGGUUUCUCGCUUUGUGACAGCAUAACUGACUCUCUGACAGUGCCUUGUGAGCUGAAAAGGAUCAGAAAUGAAGUUCAGGGCUGCGGUGGCAGGGAGUGACGGUAUCCGGUUGACAAUGGAGAGUGCUCUGACAGCCCGUGACCGUGUGGGGGUUCAGGAUUUUGUCCUGCUAGAGAACUUCACUAGCGAAGCAGCCUUUAUUGAAAACCUGCGUAAACGAUUCAAGGAGAAUCUGAUCUAUACUUACAUUGGCUCAGUUCUGGUGUCAGUAAAUCCAUACAAGGAUCUGGAAAUCUACAGCAGACAACACAUGGAGCGAUACCGUGGUGUCAGUUUCUAUGAAGUCUCUCCUCACCUUUAUGCUAUUGCUGACAACUCAUAUCGUUCCCUUCGCAUUGAGAGGAAGGAUCAGUGUAUCCUGAUAUCAGGGGAGAGUGGAGCUGGAAAAACUGAAGCCACCAAGAAAAUCCUGCAGUACUAUGCAGUGACAUGUCCAGCCAGUGACCAAGUUGAAACAGUGAAAGAUCGCCUCCUACAGUCCAAUCCGGUCUUAGAGGCAUUUGGAAAUGCAAAAACCCUUCGGAAUGAUAACUCCAGCCGAUUUGGAAAAUACAUGGAUGUGCAGUUUGAUUACAAGGGGGCACCUGUGGGGGGUCACAUCCUGAACUACCUACUGGAGAAAUCUCGUGUUGUCCAUCAGAAUCAUGGAGAGAGGAACUUUCACAUCUUCUACCAGCUGCUAGAGGGAGGGGAAGAUGACCUACUGAGGCGUCUGGGCCUUGAGAAGAACCCACAACAGUACCAUUAUCUAGUGAAGGGUCAGUGUGCGAGGGUCAGUUCCAUCAAUGAUAAAAAUGACUGGAAGGUUGUGCGAAGGGCCCUAUCAGUCAUCAACUUCAAUGACAAUGAGAUAGAGGAUUUGCUGAGCAUUGUAGCUAGUGUGUUGCACCUGGGGAAUGUGCAGUUUGCUGCCAACGAACAGGGCAAUGCUCAGGUGACCACAGAGAACCAGAUUAAAUAUCUGGCCAGGCUUCUGGGGGUUGAGGGCUCUGUGCUCCGGGAAGCACUGAUCCACAAGAUGAUCAUAGCAAAAGGGGAAGAGUUGGUCAGUCCUCUGAAUCUGGAGCAGGCAGCCUAUGCACGGGAUGCUCUAGCCAAGGCAGUAUAUGGGCGCACCUUUUCCUGGCUAGUGAAUAAGAUUAACAAGUCUCUUGCCUACAAGGGGGCAGAAUGUCCAGGCUGGAGGAGUGCAACAGUUCUAGGGCUGCUUGACAUUUAUGGAUUUGAGGUUUUCCAGCAUAAUAGCUUUGAGCAGUUUUGUAUUAAUUAUUGUAAUGAAAAACUGCAGCAGCUCUUCAUAGAACUUACACUAAAAUCAGAACAAGAGGAGUAUGAGUCAGAAGGCAUAGCGUGGGAAGCUGUCCAGUAUUUCAAUAACAAAAUCAUUUGUGAUCUGGUGGAAGAGAAAUUCAAAGGCAUAAUUUCUAUUUUGGAUGAGGAGUGUCUGAGACCUGGGGAUGCCACAGACAUGACAUUUUUGGAGAAGCUGGAGGAAACAGUGAAGAACCAUCCUCAUUUUCUCACACAUAAGCUGGCUGACCAGAAGACUCGGAAGUCUCUAGGCCGAGAAGAGUUCCGUCUCUUGCACUAUGCUGGAGAGGUCACCUACAUUGUCACAGGUUUUCUGGAUAAAAACAAUGACCUUCUAUUUCGGAACCUGAAGGAGACCAUGUGCAGCUCGGAGAAUCCCAUCAUAAAUAAUUGUUUUGAGAGGACUGAGUUGACAGAUAAAAAGAGACCUGAAACUGUGGCAACUCAGUUUAAGAACAGUCUGUCCAAACUAAUGGAAAUUCUGAUGUCCAAGGAGCCAUCAUACAUUCGCUGCAUUAAACCUAAUGAUGCUAAACAAGCUGGUCGGUUUGAUGAAGUUCUGAUCCGACAUCAAGUGAAGUACUUAGGACUGAUGGAGAACCUGAGAGUGCGCAGAGCUGGUUUUGCUUAUCGCCGGAAAUAUGAAAUAUUCCUGCAGAGAUACAAAUCACUCUGUUCAGAAACAUGGCCCACGUGGGAAGGGCGGCCCCAUGAUGGAGUGUCUGUGCUUGUAAAACAUCUAGGCUACAAACAGGAAGAGUAUAAGAUGGGCCGAACAAAGAUUUUUAUUCGUUUUCCCAAGACUUUGUUUGCAACAGAAGAUGCUUUGGAGAUACGGAAGCAGAGUCUGGCCACAAAAAUCCAGGCCACAUGGAGAGGCUUCUAUUGGCGACAGAAAUUCCUGCACAUGAAACAUUCAGCAAUAACUAUCCAGUCAUGGUGGCGUGGAACCCAGGGACGCCGAAAAGCCGCCAAGAAAAAGUGGGCAGUGGAGACAAUUAGACGGUUUAUUAAAGGUUUUAUUUACCGGAACUACCCUCGCUGCUCAGAGAAUGAAUACUUCCUAGAUUACAUUCGAUACUCCUUUUUGAUGAACCUCAAACGCAAUUUACCAAAGAAUGUUUUGGACAAAUCAUGGCCAACUCCCCCUCCAUCACUCUGCGAGGUAUCUCAGCUCUUGAGACAACUGUGUAUGCAAAACAUGGUGUGGAGCUACUGCAAGAGAAUCAGCCCAGAAUGGAAACAGCAGUUAGAUCAGAAAGUGGUUGCAAGUGAGAUGUUUAAGGGUAAAAAGGACAAUUAUCCUCAGAGUGUUCCCAGGCUCUUCAUCAACACUCGACUUGGCACUGAAGAGAUAAACCCUAAAGUCCUUCAGGUUUUAGGAAAUGAAACAAUCAAGUAUGCAGUUCCCGUGGUCAAGUAUGACCGGAAAGGAUACAAGGCAAGAGUGCGGCAGCUACUUCUCACUCAGAAUGCCAUCUUCAUUGUUGAAGAAGCCAAAAUCAAACAACGAAUUGACUAUGCCAAUCUGACAGGAAUCUCAGUCAGCAGCUUGAGUGACAGUUUGUUUGUGCUUCAUGUGCGCUGUGAGGAUAACAAACAGAAGGGAGAUGUUGUACUACAAAGUGAUCAUGUCAUUGAGACACUAACCAAAACUGCCAUGAGUGCUGACAAAAUUGAUAAUGUCAACGUCAGUCAAGGCAGCAUAAAAUUUACAACUGGGCAAGGCAAAGAAGGAAUAAUUGACUUUACUUCAGGAUCUGAACUGCUCAUAGCCAAAGCCAAAAAUGGCCACCUUGCUGUGGUUGCUCCUCGUUUGAAUUCUCGAUGAUAAAAUUUGUCAGCAGGACAGGCUCUGUUCCUCUGGCAGUCUGGAUUGCCUUUUAUACCAGUGGCUGGACGUACUUCCCUGCAGUUGUGUUUUUUUGCUGCUUUGCUCAUUUCCUUUUAAUAGUUACCAAAGAACUGCACUUCCAAAGUGAAAACAAGAGAAUAUAAUCUGAAACGACCAAAAAAAGAGAGAAAGCAAGGGGCGGGGAAAGGGGGUGGGGGGGGAGAGAAGCACUCUCUCUUACUGGCAAUGGCCUGGUUUGUUUUUACAGUUGGGGCUCAUAAAAGUCAUGAACGUGGUUGGACUCAGUGGGAGUCAAGGUGGUUAUUGAUGCACAGACCAAGCCCUGAAGUGAAAUUACUGUCAUGAUAUGUACAAAAAGCAUGGUCUGAAGAGACAGACGCAAAGUGGCAGAUCGGUAUUGUAAAGUGCCAUACUUUAUCAUCAGAGAACAAUUUAUGCACAAUUUUGCUUUGUUGCUUUCUGAUGCUUUGUAUAAAAAUAUUAAGAAGCCAUAUAUAAAUGAGUAAAAUCCUGUAAAUAUUUUUUUAGCUCAGGGGUGAGUUGCACUAAGAAAAGUGGAGCUUUUAUGGGAACUUUAAUUAUGGAAGGUAAUGUAGUAAAUGUACUCUUUUAAAGCACCUAUCUUUCCUCCUAUGGAUCCUGCCUUCCAAAGAUGGUGCACACACCCCCCCCCCCCCGCCCAAAUCCUGUAGUGCUUGUUUCUUUUACACAUAUGCUCACCUUCCCAACAUGUGUAAAAGACUUUGCAGACACACACACAGCUCUUCUUCCCCUCCACCCCCUAUACCUGAAAGAACCCUCAGGUGUUUAUUGGCUCUGGGCCCAUGCCUUAGUAGUAUUGGUGAGGGAUUCACAAGUGACCUGUUCUGCUAUAAAAGUACACCUCCCCUAAAGCCCUUGGUCUCUGCAGCACAUGGCAACUUGGGCAGAGUUAUUCAGUAGUGCCAUAGGUAAAAUCCCUACACAUCAGCAGGGGUAGUUAGGGGGUUGCAUUCUCAAAAUAAACACAGGUCAUAGAAAUUGCUUUCCACAAACACUGUUUUAAAUAGAACCAGCUUGGCCACACGCUGGCUGCACUUCGUGGAAUCCUUGCCAUUAAAUUCCAUGCUAUAUCAUUUUACUCUGUAAUAGUGAACUGUGUAUGUUAAAGUAUUCACCAAAACUGCACAGGGGGAAGGAAGAGUACAGUGAGGCAAAUAGAGCUAAAUCUGAAGAGUUUUUUUUUUUUUUAAAUACAUAAAUUGAGGAGGAAAAAGCUUGGAGGUGAACUGCUUUCUAGUAAACAAACAGCUGCAUCACACUAAGCUGCAACUGCCACAGUUAAAAGUCUACUGCUAGAGCAAGGCACCAUGUACUUGCCUUCUUUGGGUCUGCCUUCCUAAUUCCAACUGUAAUCAGAGCAGUGGCAUGCACCCUUUAAGCUCAAAAAACCCUAAACAUGCUGCCACUGGUAUGCAAUCGGCUCACACUAAUAUUUUGUUUUUUUCCCUACUUCUGUGUGUUAUCAAACACUGCAUCAUGCCUGGAAUGCUGUACACGCUGUAGUGUAUAUGCUAUAUUAAUGCUGUAUACACUGAUAGAAUCCCUAAAGUCUGCUAAAUAAAAUUUUUUUUAUAAACAAAAAAGAUGAGGGUUUAUUUUAGUUGUGUUUUGAUUUUUUUAGCAAUAUAAAGGAUAUUCAACAGGUGAACAACACUGUUUAUUGUUAGCAGCUACCCUAAAAACCAAUACAAUUCUUACCUUCUUAUGAAUGCUGUGCUUCUAAAAGUAUCAUCUGGCCAGCUUAUGCCUGAAGCUUAAGUUGGGUCAUUAUGGGCAAUUUUUUGACUGGUAAGGGUAGAAAUUCAGUAGAACACAAAUGAGCCAAGCCCUGUUGUUAGCCAUACCAACACUGCACAAAUAUAAAUGCUGUCUCUGACCCCUUCCCAUCAGGCCUUUGACUGGUGGAGGCAAAGCAUCCAAGAGGAGAUGCCAAUUUGAGCUAAGUGCAGAUAACUAAGCUGUGGUCUACACUAAAAACUUUAAAUAUGUGACUGAGGGGGUGUAUUAAGUUCACAUGCCUGAGUAAUAGUUACACUGAUCUAAGCCCUCAGCUGUAGACAGUGGUACGUCAAUCAGAAGUUCUCUCUUAUGUAGCUA
Gopherus evgoodei (Goodes thornscrub tortoise) is the source of this 5458-nucleotide messenger RNA. It is a transcript of the gene MYO1C, whose product is annotated as myosin IC. The record is from RefSeq and is a predicted model, not a curated record. Gene Ontology annotation, molecular function: ATP binding; actin filament binding; microfilament motor activity. Gene Ontology annotation, biological process: actin filament organization; vesicle transport along actin filament. Gene Ontology annotation, cellular component: plasma membrane; actin cytoskeleton; microvillus. The coding region runs from base 161 to 3295 and encodes 1044 amino acids. NCBI's taxonomy places the organism in Eukaryota, Metazoa, Chordata, Testudines, Testudinidae. The transcript has 32 exons.